AUGAAUCUUGGGGCGAAACUACCACGAGGGGUUCUGCUUACGGGUCCCACGGGAACCGGAAAAACAUUGUUGGCCCGGGCGGUGGCCGGAGAAGCUGACGUGGCGUUUUUCUCGAUUUCCGCUAGUGAAUUGGUGGAGAUAGAUGCUGUUGGAGGAGAACGUGGAAGCAGUUCGAAUAGUGAACGUGACCAAACUUUGAACCAGCUUUUGACUGAGAUGGAUGGGUUUGAGAAGAGUUCAAAUGUGGUGGUUAUAGCUGCUACAAACAGACCCGAGUCACUGGAUUCUGCUUUGAUGAGACCGGGUCGGUUUUCCAGAAAAGUGGUUGUGGGUGAACCGGAUGAAGAUGGAAGACGAAAUAUUUUUGGUUUAUAUAUGGAAGAGGUGCCCAUAAAGGAGGAGGACAAAGAUGACAUUUGUGACCUUGUUGCUUCACUUACACCCGGGUUAGUAGGGGCUGAUCUUGAAAAUAUAGCUAAUGAAUCCAUACUUCUUGCUGCUCGUAGAGAUUGUGAUUUUGUGACCAAGGAGGAUGUUCUUCAAGCUGUUGAGAGGGCCACAACUAGAGGCAGAGGCAGACCCAUAAACAAAUAUCAGAAGUUGUACAAUUUUUUCUUGGAGGCUACACGCCUACACUUACGUUAAAUAAAAAGAUUUUGAAAAGAAGUUACACUUCAUCGGAAAAUUCGAAGGGUUGCCCGAGUACAACCAAUAUUUGUAAUGACAUCGGAAAGGGUGCAUUUAAUUCCAUGGUGGAUCCGUGGGAUUUAAAUUUUAAACUAAUUAACUAGGAUUCAUUCAAGAUGGCUCAUUCGAUUUUGGUUUUAUUAGAUUUUGUGUUUCUUGAACGUAUGUACAUUUUUUGGCACAGUGGAGAUAGGUUGUCGACAGUAUGUGUUAGACUAAAUCUAACCAAAAUGACUAAAAUGAUUGUAUAU
Messenger RNA from Lactuca saligna, 938 nucleotides. The record is from the annotation of a GenBank genome assembly. NCBI's taxonomy places the organism in Eukaryota, Viridiplantae, Streptophyta, Magnoliopsida, Asterales, Asteraceae.